Molecule: messenger RNA, 5214 nt
Organism: Durusdinium trenchii
Lineage: Eukaryota; Dinophyceae; Suessiales; Symbiodiniaceae
Source: the annotation of a GenBank genome assembly
UUCUUCCAAAGUUUGGAUAAAUUGGGCAACCAAACCCGCAGUUCCCCAGAAAAAUAUUGGACAAAUGAUGCUGCGUUGCUUGACUUGCCAACUGGUUUUGAACAUGGUUUGCCAAUGGUUUCAUUUUUUGCGUCAAGGACCACCAUCCCAAAAACCACUCCUCUGAAAUGUGUUAAAACAUGUUUCUGUUUUUGGAUGGUCUUCUUUAUACAGCGGUUUCCCCAUUUCUUUGCUGGCUGCUUCACAUCCCAAAAUACAUCCAUGUCUUGUUUCACAAAGACUCAUUCUUUCCUCGACCUGUCGAUGUUGAUGAUGGUUGCCUCUUCCUCACCACCCCCAUUCUUCUUUUCAAGGCUGUGAUCCUGGUCGAACAUCUUCUCUUCGAGGGUCUUUCCUUUCCUUCCAGUGUAUGGGAUGACUCCGGAUCAGGUUCCCCCCACCAGUUGUCCCAUGGAUUCCAAGGAUUGGGGCUGCUUUGCGUGGAUUGGGCCUUCCACCUAGAGGUGACCGCCGACGAGGCAAAUGGAGACAAUCGCCCCCAGAGUGAGGUGCUCUCGUUGGUGGUCAAAGCCUUGGGCUUUGGCGCCAAGGAGGCAGAGAACAUCUUACAGAAGCCCUGCCAUCCUUCGGUGAGUUACAUGGAUGUCCGGUGCAACGAGAAGGGCGAGCUGACUUUAUUAUGGAUCAAUCGGCAGAUCCGUGGAAGGAUUCCUAAAGAGAUCGGGCAACUGCAGGCUCUGGAAACGUUGGUGCUCUACCAGUGCUACCUCAUCGGCUCGAUUCCGCCGGAGCUUGGGGAGCUAAAGAACUUGGAGAUCCUGGAUCUGUCGGAAAAUCGCCUUGAGGGAUCCAUCCCCAAGGAGCUGGGACAUCUCCAGAGGUUGGAACGCUUGAGGAUCUUCCACAACCGUCUCAGUGGCGAGAUCCCCAAGGAGCUUGGUUCCCUUCCACAGUUGGUGGAACUGCAGGUGCAAUCAAACCAACUCAGCGGGAGGAUCCCGCCCGAGUUGGGGCAGCUGCCGAAUUUGGCACUCUUGAACCUGGGCGAAAACCAGCUGAGUGGCAGCUUUCCGGUGGCGUUGACCCGGUUGAACACUUCCCUUGCAAAGCUGGAUGUGGGGCAGAACCUGCUGACCGGAGAGCUGCCUAUAGAGUUGGGAUCGAUGCAAGAGUUGAGAUCUUUGCGUCUGGGGCCUAACCGCUUUCAUGGCUCCAUCCCCAAGGAGCUGGGGCAGCUUGAUUGUCUCUACAACUUAGAUUGCUGGCAGUGUGGACUGGAGGGUGAAAUCCCUCCAGACUUGGCCCGCUUGGAACGUUUGGACCAAUUAAUUCUGAGCCAGAAUCGCCUCACGGGGCCUAUCCCGAAGGAGCUGGGGCGUCUGAAGCACUUGAGGGGGCUCUAUUUGCACGGGAAUCUCUUGUCCGGCAGCAUCCCUGCCGAACUGCAGGGUCUUGAGGCCUUGGUCCGAAUCGACCUGAGCGAGAACCGACUGACCAAUGAGAUCCCCGAGGCUUUGCAAAGGCUCAGGAGCUUGAAGGACUUGCGCUUGGCGGGAAAUUGGCUCUCAGGGAGGCUGCCGGCGCUGGACGUGCUGUCGCUGUGCGUCCUGGACCUGCGAGGGAACUUGCUCAACGGCGAGCUGCCAAGACUGCCUACGACGCUGAAGGUGGUGGACUUGGGGCACAAUUGGCUGGGGGGCAACUUGUCUCAGCUGCAGCAGCUCUGUGUUUCGGGUUUGGUGCGAACGCUGCAGCUCAGCCACAACGACUUCACCGGCCCGAUUCCGGCGUGCCUGCUGAAGAUGAAGGAGCUGAAGCAGCUGUCCUUGAAUAACAACCGUUUGCAGGGUGAGAUCCCUCUCAUUGAAGCUACACAGCUGGUGGUGCUGACACUUCACCGCAAUGAGUUGUCCGGUGCGUUUCCAUCCUCCUUGCAGUCCUUGCGCCAUUUGUCGGUCUUGACUCUACAUGAGAACUCCUUGGAUGGCGCCAUGAGCCCGUUGCAGCUUACCACGUUGUGCUUCGACAACCCACGCUUCAUCAUCCGCGGCCUCGGCUGUGCGAACUUGGCCUCGGCCAAUCGCCACUGUGAUUAUGGGGGCUUUCACGAUGAAGCCGAGGCUUUCACGUUUAACGAGGCAGAGCAGGUGCGAAAGAACUGCCCCGACUGGUGCGGCGUGUGCCCGCCGGUGGGCGCUCAAGUGAUGCUACACCACAAUCGUCUCUCCUGUGAAUUGCCCAUGAGCCUCAGCGAAGUGGCGCCUGUGCAUGCCACAGCUCUCAUGGGCAACGUGCUCGGGGACGGGCGAAGUUUGAGUGCAUCCUGGAUCUCGCCAGAGGAGCGGCAGGCGUUCCUCUUCUAUUCUCCCGCAGUGUGGCGCACCAAUCUGCAGGUCAUGGCCUCUGUCUUGCUGCUUUCAUUGGGCAUCGUGGUGUUUCAGAAGAGGCUUCGGGACAAACUCCGAGUGGCUUCCAGCCUUUCGACUUCGGGUGCUUUGGGUGCUGGAGUCUUCUCAUCCAACGUGGCGGUCUUGAAAGUCGCGGGCUCCAUGAUCAUCCUGUCCACUCUGCUUUUGCUUAUCGUCUCCAUAAGUCCUGGGUACCAUUUGUGCAGCCCGCCUCUCUCCAAGCUCACUGUGGCCAACUUGAAGGAGAACCCCAGCAGCGAGCUCUUCGUGAUCUUGGUGUGGUGCUUGAUGAGCUUGCUGUCGAUGAGUGUGAUCGCCAGUAUCCCAGCCGACCGCCCAGGAACCAGUGGUGAUCCGUCGGACUCCGGCGACGAGUCCGAGACCUUCCGGGGAUGGAGGGAGACCUGGCUGAGGCUGCUCUCCUGGCUUUGCUGGGUCUUUGUUGUGACGCUCUUCUCAUCUCCCUCCAUCCUCUUCGCAGUGUCUCAGGCCUUACCUGCCAAGAACACCUUUGCUCUGUCGGAAGGGGUCUUGAGCUUCUUCUACACUGCCGCUCCACUGUUGAUCGUCGGCUUGGACCUGCUGGUCUUGGGGACCCUGGCGGGAUACUACUCGAAGCUCACCGGCAUCAAGGCGGAUCGAUUGAUGAUGGCCUUUCGCCUGGGUACUGCGUGGCUCUUACCCUUGCUGAUCACGGUCUCUCUGCAUGAGAACUGCAUGGGGGGCUGGAAGCUCUUCUGGACCGUGUGCCAGGAAGACUCGCCUGAACAUCAGAUCUUCAACUUGCAGAUCUGGGAAGAGCAAAUCUUGAGCACCGAGAAGGACCUCUGCACACUCAGCGAGGAUUGGUGGUGCGAUGGCCGUUGCACGCGCUCGAUCGUGGACAACUUGACCCCGCUCCUCCUCAAGAAACUCUUGAUCCGCAGCACUCUGCAGCCUCUCUUCUUCGUAAUGCUCUGGCGCAUCUCCCACACAAGCGAUGAGGGCCACUUGGUGUUGCCGGUCGGACCGGGGCGGCGAACCAGCGGACUGCUGAUGCCGCAGAAGCAGGUGACCCUUCUGACCACGUAUUUGGAGGUCUUGUUUUUCUGGAGUCCGUUCAUCCCUUUCUUGAGCUUGGCCAUCCUCAUCGCCGUCUGCGCCAACGUCUUGGUGUUGGAUAUAGGCCUUCGGUGGUAUGGGGUGCAGGUGCCUCCGGACGUCCGCAGAUUGUCCAGGUCGUAUCUGAGGUUGACCCUUCGUGCCACUGGUGGCUUUCAACUCUGGCAUGCCUUUGGGACCGAGAUGUGGGGCCGACACGUGCUGCUGGCUCUGCACUUCUUGCUGCUGAUCCCUUGGACCACUCGACUGCUUCCGGUGCAGAGAGCCAGGCACCUCCUCUGGCGAACACCGCGACACCCACGCCGCAGAGGGGACAACGCUCUGGCGAACACCUCGACCCCGUCGUCGAUCCAACUGGGCGAUCUCCAGGUGGAGCGAUUGGGUGGGGCGAGAGUCAUGCGACCAGAUAGAGGCCCUGCCUUCCAGCUAGAGGGGUGUAGAAGUUCAAGAGGUUUGGCUUCAGAUAGACAGUUGCCCUUCCUUCAAGAAGAUGGUUGGCGGCUUUGAAGAUGGAAGAUGGGUCUUCAGUGACGAUGGAGUCUCCUCUGCUCGAAGCUUGCUUUGGAUGGUCAGGAUAGCUUCUGAUUUCGGAUCUAUGUCUAGUGAAAUAGAAAGAAGGGGCAGCACCUUGCAUACGCAACAAGAAGAUCAUGAUGUGCUAGGACGUUAUUUGGGGGUGCGCAAGUGAGUGCUUGGCCGAAGACAGCAGCACGUGGCAACAUAUCCUGUUGCAUAGAACGGACUUCAGUUUGCCAAAGGAUUCUGUUGAUUGUCACUGACUACCUACAUGGUGCUCUAGGGUUGCUCUCCGGCAGUAAGUGUAUCAAGGUUUCUCUUAUAUUAACUGUGCUUGCAAACUAAUCGACCAACCAAUAAUCCCGCUUCGUUUGGGCUUAUGCUUUUGCUUGGUUUCUGUGCAUGGUCCGUAUGGGCUUUGGACAUUGCCAGGUGAUCUCAUGACUUACGCCAAGCAGCUGCCUCUCGCAUCCUCCUCCACCAGAAGCAGACCUACGCCGCCGUCGGUCGCUGCGUUGGUGGACAUGAGAAACGCGCGAGCACAAGGAAGCAGCGGCUGCCGCGUGGCGCUCAUCUGUGCUGGUGCAGAGUCCCAGCGCCGUUUUGAUUCACCUUGGUGACUUGGGCGAGAUGAUCGUGCUGGGAGGACUGGUUGGGAUCUAGACUUGCAACGGUUUUGGGAUGACUUGCUGUUCCAUGGUUCUUAGGGAUCUAGGGAUCUACUUCAGCGUGAUCAUGCUGAUAGUGCUUGGAUUCUUCCUGCAAAGGUGGGGAGCAGAGUUGAUGGUAUAGUCCCAUUUAUCGGGGUGAUCGAGCCAAUCGAAAGGUCCAGGGGGUCUCUCUCCCGUUCUUCCCCAAUGACACAGGCGGGCUUGGGCAGACAACGAGGGGAGCGAUGGAGGGAGUGCUCCCAGCGAUGGAGGGAGUUCCAGUGGCCAGUUCACAGAGUCUCAGAGUGAGUGCCCCAGAGUAGUGGGGCAUGGAUCAGAGAUGGUCGCUGGAAGCUGGUAGAUACUGUGACUUCCAAAUCAAGCGGCUUGGUGUGCUUCAACAUCUCGUAGAAGUCCCUGAGUCCCUGUCAAUGUUCUAACUUGUUGUUUUCUCCUAGUCAGACGCCAAACAAGAGCAGUGAAUAUCAAAGUCAUGCGGUUUCUUGCGCCAUCCAGGGAGUUUGGGACAUGAUGCAGCG